CAAUUAACGUUCACACGUGUAAGAGAGAACAGAGAACGCAAAAUCCGCGGGAAAUUGCACGUCUUCAAUAGUAUGAUUACAAACGUUAUUUACGUCGAUGCACGUGAAGUCGAUCCAAGAAGAUACCAUGCAUUUAUCCUUUUAUGUAAUUGUACUGCAUUUAUGAAAACAUGCUACAAUUAAUGAUUAAGAACAUCGCUAUUAAAUGCUGUGGGAUGUAGUAAGAAUACCUAUAAAUAUCGUUGUUUUAGUUCUUUCAAGACAGUUUCGUGUCUUCCAAUGUACAAUAAUGCCAUCCUACGUAUUUAUAUACGAUAUUAACCGACAUAUGAUGAUUCUAGUUAGUAAGCAGUCAACAACACAUUCGUCAUUCAAACGAUUAGUCGGUAAGUUUUGAUGAGUUGUAUGCAAUACAUUGAUAUACGUUCAAGGAAUCAAAAGAAAUUCGUAUAUUAUAUUAGACAUAUCAUUGUCAAUGGAUUACCCUUAAUAUAUUGUCGAAACUUGCACGUGACUAUUGUCUAUUACGUCCAUUGGUCGAUGAGUUCGAUUGUGCCACGAGGUACGACGAGUUGGUCGAUAGGUAUCCUCAGAAAUUCCACUCGAGGAGGUAACGUGACAAGGUGUGCAGUGGCGGGUCGGACGAGUUGUUUUCUCUUCGCUCAUUUAUCCAAAAUCGAAUACAUAUAUCGAAAGGUGAAUCGAUGACGUCUGAUGCCGGAUCCACGUUUCAAAAUAACCUCAAUGAUUUCUCCAAACAGAACCAGAUGGAAAUCGCUCAAAACAAAGAUGCUUCUUCCAAAAUACUUCGGCCACGAAAGAUGUUAAUACAGACGAGCGUUAAUCCUCUCAUUUCGUCGUAUUCGACUUCUGGACGAUUUCUUUACGAAAUUCGUGCAGCGUCUUUGUAUAUUAUAUUUCGUGUUUCACUGCAUCGAUCAUCAAGGUUAUUUUUUAUGGCUCUGGAAAUCGAUCAGAUACGAGGAAUUUUUUCAGACAGCGAACUAGCAACGUUUCGGCGAAGUACAUCCCUCAGAUUGGCAAAAUCAUCAAACCCAAGUACCGUCAAUAGCAAUCAAUCGUACGUGUCGUCGAACGAUGGAAAAUCAUCGGUGUCCAUGACAUGGACCCCAGAUAAAGGAGAUACCAUACCAGUUCGGCCCGCCAGGCACUCCGCACCUGCGAUCGACGCACCUGCGCCGGAAUAUCUCGCCAGAAAUCUUCUGCAGCUUGGCUGUCCCGCCGUGUCAAUGCCCACACCUCGUGGAGGAGUAGGAUCUGAGCCUCCGCAGAGUAGCGACAGCGAUGAACAUUCGACGACGCAUACCCAACAGCAACAACUACAGCAACAGCAUAGUCAUGGGCAUGGGUUUGGACAAGGACAGGUGGAUAUCUACAACUUGCCCAAAGUCCAGGUGUCGGGACCAUCGAACAUUGAUGAAUCCUCUUCCGUCGUCAAUGGGUCUGCGGGGUCCAUAGGAGCACGGUCUGCGCCCAGCACGCCUCUUCAAGUAGCUCCUGGUGCGCAACAAGCGGGCCAGCAGUCGAUUAGCGGUUCUCAGCUUACAGUAGCCGCUGCCAAUAAUUCGCAGCCACCAAGGAGCCCGAGCCACGCGGCCUUGAGAUGUAACGACAGUCAUCUUUCCAAACCGCUCAGUAGAAGUACACCAUCAAUGGCAGCUGGUGGUGUUGUGCAGACUCCAGGGAAGGUUAGUAGAUCUUCGUCCACAUCGUCGCCAACGACUACCAGCAGCGCGAGACAGAAGAAAUUCCACAGGCAUUUCUCUCAGGUUGCUGCGGACGAACGGGUAUUAAACUACUACAGUUGCGCGCUGGUAGGCGAUAUCUUGUUGCAAGGACACCUGUACAUUACACCAAAUUAUUUCGCGUUCUACAGUAACGUGUUCGGCUAUGUAACGAAGCUUUUGAUACCUACAGUUUCCGUGUUGAAGAUCAGUAAAGAGAAGACAGCACGAAUCAUUCCAAACGCUGUGGCAAUCGCCACCGAAGAGGAGAGACACGUCUUCUGUUCUCUUCUAUCCAGAGACUCGACCUUCAAGUUGAUGAAACAGGUUUGGGACGCUGCGCUGGAGCCACAACCGUCGCCAACGAUUCUACCGUUGACCACAGAGCAGAAGCUCCUCACCCCAAACGCGUUGGUUGUCGAUGAUUCCGAGGUGAAUCCAGAGGAAGAUGAUUCCAGCAUGUCUGAAAGCGGGACAGAUCUGAAUUCCAGACCGCCGACCAUCUGCACCGACACUGAUGCUGUCCCAUUGAAAAUUGUCAGGCCUAGUUUGCCACCACCUGCAAAGGUGGAACCAUCACCGGUGCCGAUACUUCCAGCAACGUCCAACAACUCCAACGCUGUUUUAUCCUUGUUCACGGGUAGAUUGAAGACUAGCACAGUGAUUACCAUACUGAUAGUAGUCCUAGCAGCUCUAUACAUGUCGGCGGCUUUGAUGAUGAUUCGCAUCGACAGGUUACAUACGGCGUAUCUCAACCAUCCGUUUGUUUCGCCGGAACGUUUCACUCAGGAUCGACUUUUGCAUUACCUUAAUACAAACAUUGAUCAAAUAGUAAAGGUACGACAGAGUCUACAGAUGUUGUCGCAGCAGUUCGUGUCGAUGAGCCAAAACGGAGAAACCGAGCCGAGCGUAUCCGGUGGCAUGUUGGAACCGGAAGACGCUCCGAGUUAGCCCCCGACGAAGCUAAAUAAUUUAAUGCAACCAAAUAAUAUGAGUCCCCGUCGCAUCGCUAGCGUAUGAAGCGUCUCGUAUUAAUACUCGGUUGUCUUCGUAAUCGGCGUCGAUUUAUUAUCGGCGUGCGAAAACGAUCUCGAUUCGAUCAAUUAAUUAACGGUGUCGCUUCGACGGUCCUUAAUAGGCAAUUAUUAUCGUUAGACUAUCUAGACUUACCUGAACAGGUUUCGAAGAUAAUAGGUUAUUUAAAGUAAAAGAACAAAACAGACAAAAAGAAAGUAAAUUAUACACUGAAAAUUUUUCGAACGCAGGGAUCGCAACGAUCGUAACGAUCCUUCUACACUUAGAUUGGAGAGCAUGCGUAACUCGAUUCUUAAUUUUCAGUCACGCUUGCAGAAUUUAAAUAAGAUGCUUAAAGGCUGUAACAAACGAAGUAAAUGUAAAAAAGAAAAAAUAUAAGAAGCGUCGUAUAUACGAUAUACAUGUACGAGUGUGUGCUAGACAAUUAUAUGUAUGACAAGAUGAUGCGAAAUGAAUUGAUGAAUAUGAAGUAAAAAAAAAAAAAAAGAAAUAUUUGAAUGCGCAACGCGAGCGAAGGGAUUUUCGUUUUUGAAAACUAGUCACGUAUUUAUAUAUGCCCCACAUACAACAAGAGUAUAAUGAACAAAAAAAUGGAAUAUAUAUAUAAAUAUAAAUAUUAUAAAGAAGCUAUAUAUGUGUAUAUAUAUAUGUGUAUACAUACACAUCAUAUAUAUAUAUAUAUAUAUAUAUAUAUAUGAUAUAUAUAUGAUAUAUAUAUAUAUAUAUGUAUAUAUACACAUAUAUAUACAUAUACAUACAUACAUAGAAUAAUGCAUAUUUCGCGAUUACUUGUUGAUAUUGUAUAUCUAAGAUAGUUGAGGCACUACCUUUUUAAUCGAUACAACCGGCAAAGAAUUACAUUAUAGAAUUAACAAAGUGGUUAUGCAUUUCUGUCGUACCGAAAGCAAGAAUAAUGUGUUGUAUCGCUACAAGAAAUACCAAGAAUGAAAAAGAAGUUUCUUAACAGACGAGCUUGUGCUGCAGUAUUCUGAUCGUUCGGAAUACACGCUAUUUCGUCAUCGAACAUCGAAUACUGCGCCUUCUAGACAAAAACAGUUAAAAUGAAAAAAAAGAAAAUAAACGAGAUACUGCAUUUCCCACGCACACUGGUGUUCCUACGAAAAAAAAAUUUUUCCGGUCGUUUAUUCGGGAUGAUAACGAAAGAGUAGUUUUCUUCGUUUCUCUGUCUUUCCUUAUCUUUUUCAUUUGCAUUUUUUUUUACUUGACUCCUUCGAGACGAUUCUUGGUAUGCGAAAGUGCUCGCGAAAUAUUCUAUUCACUUAUGAACAUAUUUCAAUAUCGUUGCACAUGUUCUUCUAUGUGUAUGUAAAAUAAUGCGAAGAAACGAUCGAACAAAGUGUUGUUAUAAUUGCGGUUAAAAUAUGGGAUACGAGAAACGGGAGAUUUGACUGUGAUAGUAGGAUCGAGGAUCGAAUUUUGUUAAAACACGACCGCGUUUGACAGAUUCGUCGUGUUCGUCCCAUCGAAACAAAAAUGAAAUUAAUAAGUAAAACUAAAGUAAAUGAGAGACUGGUUAUUACGAUCGGACCAAAAAAAAAAGAAUGUCGUAAACGCGGUCGUCAUUGCGCGAGAUCGCGCGGGAUCUAAAAAGAAAUGCUGUUACGUUAUUUACCUGAUAUUUAUAAAAACUAAAAAAAAUGCACGUACGAUGAUGCGAAAUUCAAUUGAACCGUUGUUUUUCGAUACGAUUAUCAUUUAUUACGAUUGAAUCAUUGUGAUUGUAUUUACCGAUAAACGGCGUUAAUUUUUAAUUACUUGAACAUAUAUUAUACCUUUGCUAUUGUUCGUCGUUUUAUUGUCAUUACGUUCGCGAAACGUAUAUUCUAAAUUGUAAGAAAGAGAAAGUGAAAAGAUAUAAAAAUAUGGGGGAUAUAUUUAUCUGGUGGCAAUUUAGUGGACUAUCUAAUUUAUUUUAAUUUAGUCUUUAUGAGUUUCUAAUUACGAAUUUAUAGUUUGAAUCUUUUUGUGUACUUUACCUUUACGUUGAUUAAAUUCGCUGGAAUUUACAGUUGCGAAUUGUAUAUGCCUUUUUAAAGUAUUGCUUAUUCAAGGGAGAGGAGAUAUACUUGUGCCUGGCGUGUGCCGUAAUGGAGAAAUAUCGGCUGCAUUCUAAAAUAGGAAAUGAAACACAAGAGCAUACGUGUAUAUGAAGCAAAAAAUGCUGGAAUUCGUUCGUCAGGCGAUUUACAUCGAAUACUAUUUUAUCUUUUUUUGAUAGAUUGAAUGUUUUGAAAUUGGACGAUGUUAAUAUGAUAUAAAAAAUUAAUGAAAAUUGGACGACGCUCGCCAUUUGAAAGCGAACAAAAUUUAGGGGAAAAAUAGAAAACUAUUUAAUAAAAUUUAUGCCAAAUGUCGGAUCUAUUGUACUUCUCGUAUAAAGAACAAGAAAUUGUUUUGUAAAAACUUAUCUGUUACUGUAAAUUCACUAAAAAUGACGUAGUCGAACAAUUCACAGAGCGAUUGAAUGGAGAAAAUAUUUUUUAGAAUGACUAGUUGGCGAUAAUUAUCCAUUUGAUCUAGCUUUGGAUCUCGUUACGUAAAAUUUUAAACGGAAACAGGUCUGUAAAGGGACGAAUGGUUUCUCUCUUUCCGUUCUCGUAUGAAUAUCAUUCGCCUUAAUCCUGUGUAUUGUUAGACCAAUGCUCAACGUACGACUCAUUAUUCCUAGAAUAUGUAUCCGUAUAUAACAGCUCUUGAUUUGUACUUGUUCUAUAUGUGCGAACUGUCGUGACGACGUCAAUUGAAUUUGCUGUACUUUUCAGAAUCUGAUGCUAUUAAAUUUGAUCAAAUUGACAGAAUUGAUCAGUAUUGAAUACUUUCAAACAUAAUAGGUCAAAGUUGUCUGUUUCGUAUUUCUGUAUAUUUUUAAUUUUUGAAAUAAAACAAUAAUUAUUUAUUUGAGAGAAUACAGAAUACUUUCAUUUGAUUUUUUUUAUUUAAAAGGAUUGGAAUUAUUAUUGAACUUUAUCAGUUAAUAUUUGUACUAUCAUUGUUUGUUCUUUUUAUAACGUUAAUGUUAGAAAAGCUCUUAGAUUCGUUUAAUUGUUACAAGAUAUUAUUUAAUCUCAUAGUUCAUUGUAAAUUCCAGGUAAAAUUUUAUGUAUUUCCAAUUUUUAGUAAACUUGCUGUUAAGCAUUUGUAACGUAGUUAACAUAAUUAUGAUAUUAUUAUAAUAUUUAAGUUAUUAACUUGCGCUGUAAAUACUGUACUAUUUUACAUUCAUGCUAAUGUCUCACUUUGUCGCCCUGUAAGUAAUUAUAUCUUUACAUUCAAAGGCACAAUGUUUUACAACAGUAAUAUCAAUAGGGGAAGUAACUUUGUUUCCCAAUAGUAUUUAACUAGAAUAAUAUAACAGCUUUUCUGGUUUUCUAAUUUAUAUUAUUUUCCAUUUAUUCUUACAUAUUUUCUAAAUUUCAUGAUUUAUAUUUUUUUGAUAUUAACUAGUUCAUUUGUAAUUAUUCAUAUUUUUAGUAAAAAACCAGCAUCUUUCUUGUAAAUUCUAAAUUAUUGUUAUUAAAAACGAGGGAAAUCAGUUUUAUAUAUGAAUAAAGUUUGGGCAGCACUACCUUAUAAAAUAAUUUUAUUUUCAAUUAUGUUUAGUCUAUUUACUAUUUUAUGAAUGUCCCGCAAAAUAUCUAAAAAUCUUAAAGAAAAAACGUGAUAAAUUACAUCUCCAUAAAUAAAAUUACGCUUAUCAAAAAUACGCUUUUAGAUUUCUCUUUGUAUUUGAUUUCGAGACUAAAUGUACGCUUAUGUAGGUAUGCCACCUACUUUUAAAAUACUUGUAUCUUUAGAUCUAAUUGUUUUCUUCUUUCCAACUAUGUCAAAAGUGGAUUUAUCAUGUUUGUUCUGUGUGGAAUCUACAUAUGCAAAUCAAUGUACAUUUGAUCAAGAUCUCCAAGAACUAAAGAACAAAUAUAUUCAUCGAAUAUACAAUUCAAAUAACCUCAAUGUGUCUCUGCUCAAUUGUCAAUCAGAUUUUGAAAAUGUAUAGCUUUCGUUAACAAAUUGUAUCCUCUGCGUAAAUAAGAAAAAAGGAAAUUUGUCAAACCUGACAUAGAUGUGUUUAGAAUGCAUUUAAAAACGCGUGCCGGUUCCUAGUGAAAAAUAUUUAGCGCGCGACGAUAUAAAAAAGAAAAAUAAAGGUUUUAGGAACGAAAGAAAAGAAGAUAAAUAAAAGACCGUACAAUUGGAAAAUUACAGACAGACCAAUAAUUUACAACAUAAUUUGUGUAGUCCGAUAAAACGGAGCGCAAAUAAAUUUAUGGAAAAUUGAAA
Molecule: messenger RNA, 7079 nt
Organism: Bombus terrestris (buff-tailed bumblebee)
Lineage: Eukaryota; Metazoa; Arthropoda; Insecta; Hymenoptera; Apidae
Product: GRAM domain-containing protein 2A
Exons: 9
Coding region: 705-2696 (663 amino acids)
Biological process (GO): intracellular sterol transport
Cellular component (GO): endoplasmic reticulum-plasma membrane contact site; endoplasmic reticulum membrane; plasma membrane
Molecular function (GO): sterol transfer activity; sterol binding
Source: RefSeq, a predicted model, not a curated record